This is a messenger RNA of Geodia barretti, 1590 nucleotides long. The record is from the annotation of a GenBank genome assembly. NCBI's taxonomy places the organism in Eukaryota, Metazoa, Porifera, Demospongiae, Tetractinellida, Geodiidae.
AUGGAGAUGCCGCCUCAGUCCCGUCUCUGCAAGUCUCUGUCGGUUGUCGUAGUCUGUGUCGGGCUACUCGUGGUGAGCCUGUUGUACCUGUCUUCGUGGUUCUCCGCCACACCCGACUCGCAGAAGGGCACCCCUGUCCGAGCUCAACCAGUGGACCGCGUACCUUCGGCCGUGGCGGCGGAAGUGAAGCUAGGUGUAUUGCCGACGCUGGGCCGGCCUAGCGGCCUGGAGAAGGAAUCCGAUGAAGCCUACGUGGCCUUGCAGUACGGCGGAUUCUUCCUCGCUCUCCGCGUCCUCGGACAAUCGUUGAAAGAAUCCGGCACUGUCAGAGACAUGGUUGCCCUGUGCAUGCCCGACGUACCGGAGUACCAGCGUGAUAUCCUUAGGAAGGACGGGUGGAUUGUCAGAUCGCUGAACGCGCUGCCCAAGAGCUGUGUCGGAGACCACAUAUACAGUAGACAUUUCACUAAAGUCCAGGCGUGGCUUUUGACAGAGUACAGAAGAGUAGUCCUCAUAGACUCUGAUGCUAUUGUACUGCGGAACAUUGACGAACUUUUUAGCUGUGGAGAAUUCUGCGCCGCCUACCGUCACUCCGACCUCUUCAACACGGGAGUGGUGGUGCUAAAACCCUCCGAGCAAACCUUCCGGAACAUCUGCAGCAAGAUUCAGUCCAUUCGCUCCUUCACCAACGGAGACCAGGGCUUUCUCAACUACUUUUACGAAGAUCUGAAAAAGGCGUCCAUGUUUUCUCACUCAGACAGUCUCGUUGUGAAUGGGAACCAGCAGUUUCAGCGUCUCCCUUCUGAAUACAACGGAGAUGUUUCGGUCUUUUAUCUGACAAACAAAUGGAUGUACUUGGACGCGGAGGAGCCCUAUGUCCUCCACUACACACUGGGGCCAGUGAAGCCGUGGAAGUGGUGGAGCUACCCACUCUUCACCCUCAACUGGAGGUGGAAGAGCCUGCGAGACAGACUCGACCCAAAGUUAAACGAGCCUUCGCUGUGGGACUGCAAGAGUUGGCUCCCACUGGCCCUGCUCCUGGCAAUCUGGCUCAGCUCUAAGAUAUGGCUGAAAUACUACACAAACUUUGUUGCCAAGAACUCAGUUGUGAGAAGUUUGAGCAGCAUUUUUAACCCUGUAGGACACUAUACACUGAAAAUAGUCCCCACGCUUUUCAUGUUGCUGGCACUCUAUUGGGCCUUUCCUUAUGUGCCAGAAGCUAUGAACCCUAUUGAAGCCUGGACACGGUACGGGCUAUGGACACUGCUGUUCUUCUCCACCCCAUUCUCCCUCUACUGCCACCUGGCCUAUGUAGUUGGUACCCAGUCAGCUGGUAUCGAUGGUCCUCCCAAGAACACUCCAGUCGUGAGGUCCUGGAGGAUAGCCAGCGAGGCUCUACUGUGGCUAGUCACCAGUGGCACCAUGUUCUACCUACAGUUCUGGAUACCUGUAGCACAGAGCACCAUGAAGAGACGGGUCUUUGCCUUCUUUGGACUGGGAUUUCUCAACCUUGUCCUCUGCUACUGGUGUGGGAGGCGAGUGGCUAGACUCUGCCACAACUUUGGCUUGUCGCACUCAGGUAGCCUAUGA